AUGUGUGUCGCCUGMGAAAGUCCAAGUGCAAUGGUAAUGGCAGCAAAAAUCUCAUACUAUCAGGGUGACGGGUCAAAAAAACCCGAAGACUUUGAUGUACUGCAGUUACUGGACAAGUGGGGACCGGUCGAUGGUAUCGAUGAAGAUGAAGUCGACACCGCGCAGCUUCUCAAAGAAAAUGCUGCCUUACCAGCAAAGCGGGGUCGCGAUGAGUUCUCAGGUCAAAUCGGUGGUGGACCAGUGAAACGAUCCCGAGAGGCAGGAACUAUGUGCCUAGAAAACCAACCCGAGGCUGGCUCGUGUACGUCCAGUGUGCAACCACCACCGCCACCCUCGGAAUUGCCGCGCCACAUGGUCGCAGAUGAGCCAUCGUUUACGAUUGAGCCCGGGCCAGAUUUCUUCAUCGAGUCGAACGCUUCAAACCCAAACAACACUUACGACGCGAUGCUACAAUUCUUCCAACUCAUGAAUAACACCUUCCAGCCUUCAGACAUGGGCGUGAAUCUUCCAUUGGAAGGCAUGCCAGCGCCAAUUACACAGCCUGGAUCGAACGUACCAACAGAGGACCACAAUCAAUGGCUGAUGAACCUCGUGGAUUGGAGGGCGAGUCUGGAGAAUUUCCCUGGUCACUUAAUGGAUGCAACUUUGGAUCCGAAUGGUCCACUCCCGCAGACCGUGGGCGAGUCCUCUACAGCCAUGGAAACGGACACAACCUCCAUCGACCCGAUGUUCCUUAAUGGGUCUCAUGAACCAUGA
Ramularia collo-cygni is the source of this 756-nucleotide messenger RNA. RefSeq lists its product as uncharacterized. Lineage: Eukaryota; Fungi; Ascomycota; Dothideomycetes; Mycosphaerellales; Mycosphaerellaceae. The record is from RefSeq and is a predicted model, not a curated record. Bases 1 to 756 code for a protein of 251 amino acids. The transcript is spliced from 3 exons.